CAAUAAACACUACACGAGGAAGAAGAACAGAAAACAGGAAUUUCGCUGUUGCUAUCGGGUUCACUGCUAAAAGCAGUAUGGAGGGUUUGAAGUCCUCUAGCAGCACCAUGCAGGUGAGUUUUGUCUGUCAGCGCUGCAGUCAGCCUUUAAAGCUGGACACAUCCUUCAACGUGUUAGACAGAGUGACCAUCCAUGAACUCACUGCUCCGUUAGUAACUGUAACAACCAGUAAACAGCCAGACAGCUGUGAGGGCAGCAGUGUUCCUGAGGAAACCUUUUUGGAGAGCAAACAAGAUGGUGUUGCCCGAAAAUACAUUGCAUCUGCACGGUUAAUGUCGACUGAAAGCACAAACAGCUUCACUCUUAUUGGAGAAGCUUCAGAUGGAGGAACUAUGGAGAACUUGAGCCGCAGACUGAAAGUGACAAGCGACCUGUUUGACAUCAUGUCUGGUCAAGCGGAUGUUGAUCACCCUCUGUGUGAAGAGUGUACAGACACACUCCUGGACCAUUUAGACACACAACUCAACCUUACAGAGAAUGAGUGUCAAAAUUACAAGAAUUGUUUAGACCUGCUAUCUCAGCUGCAAGAAGAGGAGGAGGCCAGUUUACUGGCUGAGCUGCAGCAGCUAAAACAGAAGGAAGAAUCAAUGGUUCAGGAGCUAGAGAGCAUCGAGGUGCAGCGUGAAGCUGUGGCCAAACAGUUGGCUGAAGGGCGCAUCUACUGCCAACACCUGGACACUGAAGAACUUCAGUAUCAAAAGGAAUACUGUGAGUUUAAGCGGCAACAACUAGAGUUGGAUGAUGAUAUUAAAAGUGUGGAUAAUCAGAUGCGUUACUGCCAGAUUCAGCUGGAUAGACUCAAGAAGACCAACGUUUUUAAUGCCACCUUUCAUAUUUGGCACAGUGGGCAGUUUGGAACAAUAAAUCACUUUCGACUAGGGCGAUUACCCAGUGUGCCGGUGGAGUGGAAUGAAAUUAAUGCUGCUUGGGGUCAGACUGUACUUCUGCUGCAUGCUCUCGCAAGCAAGAUGGGGCUGCACUUUCAGAGAUAUCGACUUGUUCCUUAUGGAAAUCAUUCUUAUCUGGAAUCUCUCACGGAUAAGUCCAAGGAGUUACCCUUGUAUUGUUCAGGUGGUUUGCGCUUUUUCUGGGAUAAUAAAUUUGACCACGCUAUGGUGGCCUUCCUUGACUGUGUGCAGCAGUUCAAAGAGGAGGUGGAAAAAGGGGACACAGGGUUCUGUCUGCCAUACAGAAUGGAUGUGGACAAAGGCAAGAUUGAGGACACAGGUGGCAGUGGAGGAUCUUACUCUAUAAAGACUCAGUUUAACUCGGAGGAACAGUGGACCAAAGCCCUCAAGUUCAUGCUUACUAACCUUAAAUGGGGUCUGGCCUGGGUCUCCUCUCAGUUCUACAAUCGCUGAUUCUUAUUAUGGCUUGAUAUACAACUCUGACAAACAAUAUGGUAUUGAGUAAUGGAAAUUAUUACUGAUUUUGCAGUGUUAUACUAGUAAUAAAAAACAGACAUUUUGUAACUAAAAGCUAUAAAUAAAAUGAACUAUAUUAACUGUAAAAUGUAAUAUAUUCACUUGAUGUGGUUGAAUUAAAGUUUACUGCUCAGUAUUUGUCUUUUUUUUUUAUAUUUUCUCUACUUUGAAAAUCUACCCCAAAAUCAUUUGCAGGCACUGUUAAAUUAGACAAUUUCUUCAAUAGCUGCAAUUUAAAGUAUUAUAAUAAGUAGUAAAUAAGUAAAAGUGUUAAAAAAAAUAUUAGGUUACUUUAUUUCGAUUUCCUACUUUAGACAUUCUAAGUGCAAGUACAUGUCAACUAACUCUCAACAGAGUAUUAGUAUUAGGGAUCUGUAUCGCCAACAAUUUCUCCACUGAUAAGAUGCGUAUCGUGAUACAAAGCCACGAUAUGAUGCGCAUCACAGUCCAGAAAAAAAUUUGAAUUACAUUUUUGUUUACAAUUCAGUAACAUUCUUAUCUGUUUAUUGUACAUUGAAUAAGUAGUUUUGUGACAUUUGUUUUUGCAAUUCAUUCAUUAGCUUUUGGGGAACUUGUAGAAGGGCAUAAAACCAUCUCUGUCAGAGCUACAGUACUUGAAUACUACACUUGAGUACUGAAUAUAUCUAUGAAUAUAUGAAGAGUUUGGUUCCAAAAAGCAAUAAAUCCAUUUUGACUAA
Paramisgurnus dabryanus is the source of this 2182-nucleotide messenger RNA. Lineage: Eukaryota; Metazoa; Chordata; Actinopteri; Cypriniformes; Cobitidae. The record is from RefSeq and is a predicted model, not a curated record.